AUGGCGGCCGUGGACGACGGCGCGAAGGGAAUGGCUGCGGUCGCGCGCUGCCAGACGCUCGUGGCGCUUGCCCCGCUCGUGCGGGCUGCGGUUGCAGGGGCGGCUGAGGGAGGCGGAGGGCGCCACCACCUCGCCGCUGCGGCUGCAGCAGUCCUCCGGACUGGCGUGGAGCUCGCCCUCGACCUGGAGCCGAAGGACUCGGCCGUGGACGAGGAGGUCCGAGCGCGGGAGAGGCUCGCGAGGCCGCACCUGACGGCGCAGGUGGCGGCGGGCCGCGAGGGCGUUCUGCCCUGCCCCUCGGGCGGCCGCAAGGCCUGCCGCGACUGGGCGCAACGCGCCGAAUUCGGCAUCGGCGCCGAGCAGGUGCCGACCACGGCGCGCGAGGCUGGGCGCCGUGCCCGCGGGCCGAGGCGGCGUGCCGAUGCGUCCAGCGAGGAGGAAGGCAAGGAAGAGGUGGUCCUCGACCCCGUCCCGCCCUUCCCCUCCGUGCUGGGGCCGCUCGGCGGGGCCCUCGGCGAGGAGACCCGCGCCCGGCUUGAGGCUGCCGCCGGCGCCGCCGCGGAGGCAAGCGCGGCGAUCGCGGAGGCCGAGGGCCGUGCCCGGGCCCGCGCCGAGGAGCGCGACAGGCUCGCCCUGGCGCUCGCAGAGGCGGAGCGCCGCCUCCAGGACCGCGCGGAGGAGCGCGACAGGCUCGCCUUGGCGCUGGAGGACGUGAGGAGACGCUACGCGGCGGCCCCGGCGAAACUGGUGGGCCCCAGCGUCGACGAACCCAAGAGCGACGUCGCGGAGGCGGACGCGGCGAUGGAGCCGACGCUCGUUCCCGCGGACGUGGAGGGCGAGGAGUUCCAGGGCAUCGACCACGCGUUGGACCUCUCCGACGGCCCCUCCUCCCCCAACUCCCCUCGCGACGUCGUCGGCCAAGGGUCGGGGGAGGAGGUGCUGCGGGAGACCGUGGAGGUGGCCCAGCUAUUGGUGAACGACGGCGGCAUGGGCUUCAAUGGCGCUUUCGGCGCGCUUGACGUCCACUUGGCUGACUUGGCGGUCGGGGAUCGCGUCGAGGUCAUCAAGUCGUUCGUUCCCCUCCGUCAGGUUCGUCACGUGCCAAUUGGGGUCAGAGGCGUGGUGGGCCACGCAGGGGGCGAGCUCGAUAUGCAGGGCGCCGUGGCGAGUGUCGUCUGGGACGUGCCUCGCCUGACCCGCAUCGGUGGCUCCAGCAUUGGCGGGGCAUCGAAGUCGCAACAACAUUGGCGCUGCUUCCGCAAGCUGGCCGAUGGCGAUGCCUGA
Prorocentrum cordatum is the source of this 1284-nucleotide messenger RNA. The record is from the annotation of a GenBank genome assembly. Lineage: Eukaryota; Dinophyceae; Prorocentrales; Prorocentraceae.